AUGUUUCGGUGUUUUUUUCACAAUCUCAUAAAACUGUCUUUCAUAAUCUCUGCUUUUGUUUUUCUUCUUCCUUAGGGAAAAACCCCCUCUCAAAGAACCCGAGAUUCAAAGGAAUAUAUUCUUAAUUUGAGAGAAACAACAACUUCUGAAUCAAAUAUUUCCAUCAAUGGGCACUUCACAAGCAGAAAGUAGAGAAAUUCAAGGGAACCCAGAGAUUAAUUGUGAAAAUGAUAUGAAAAAACCAAAGCUUACAGACGAUCACCAAAGCUCUUUAAUGGGUUUGAUAGACACGGAAAUUCAAAUCAAUAUUACACGAGAGACACAUGAAAAGCCAGUUAUAACUUCUGAAGAUUCUAUAAUCAAUUCCGAUAACCCGGCUAUAGAUUCAGAAGAUUUUGUUGCAGAAAACGGAGAAACAAAAGAAAACUCAGAAACAGAAUCAACAGAAGAAUUAAAGAAACCAGAGUUGAAUGAGGAAUAUAAUUGUUCACCAAGAGGAGUAUUAGAAAUCCCAACAUCAGAUACAGAUAACAGUACAAGUAGUAACUCUGGUUCUAAUAAACAUUUAAUACCACCAGAAUUAUCAAAUGGAUUGCAGUGGAAAAGCUUCAUACGAAAUAUCAAAAAGAAAUCAGCUAGAAGGUUUUCAACACUUCCAUUGUUAAUUACAAGUUCAGAAUUAACAAGAAGACAUUUAAACCGCAAGUUAUCGCGAAUUCGAUGUGAUGAAGAUGACAUUCAAUUGGUUUUGCCUGAUGUCAUGAAGCCUUCGUGGAAGAACUUCAGUCAAGCUGAGCUUUCUUUAGCUACAGAUAAUUUCACUCCCGAAAAUUUGCUAGGAAAAGGAGGGCACGCAGAAGUUUAUAAAGGGUGUUUACAGGAUGGAACAUUAGUAGCAGUGAAGAGAUUGAUGAAAAAAGAGAAAGAAGGAAAAGAAGAAGAAGUUAGAACAGGGGAUUUCUUAACAGAACUUGGUAUCAUUGCUCAUGUUAAUCAUCCUAAUGCUGCUCGUUUAAUUGGUUUUGGUGUUGAAGGUGGUCUUCACCUUGUUCUUCAAUAUUCCCCUCAUGGCAGCCUCACUUCAUUGCUCCACGGUUCAGAGAAAACACUUGACUGGAAAAUAAGAUAUAAGGUAGCAGUUGGGGUAGCAGAAGGGCUCAACUAUCUUCACCAGGGUUGUCACAGACGCAUUAUUCACAGAGAUAUUAAAGCCUCCAACAUUUUACUUACUCAAGAUUAUGAACCUCAGAUAUCUGAUUUCGGACUCGCAAAAUGGCUACCAGAGCAAUGGACUCACCACAUUGUGUACCCCAUUGAGGGAACCUUCGGGUAUUUAGCACCCGAGUAUUUCAUGCACGGAAUAGUUGAUGAGAAGACGGAUGUCUUUGCGUUUGGUGUGUUACUACUGGAACUCAUCACAGGUCGCCGCGCCGUUGAUUCGAGUCGCCAGAGCCUUGUGAUCUGGGCAAAGCCACUCUUGGAAAGUAAGAACAUUAAAGAAUUGGUGGAUCCUCGCUUAGGAGAGGAUUACAUGCUUGGAGAGAUGAAACAAGUGAUGCUGGCUGCAUCAUCAUGUAUUCACCAUUUAUCGGCUAUGCGGCCCGUCAUGAGUAGAGUUGUAGAAAUUCUAAAGGGUGAAGAGAAAGGAACGGGAGAAAUGAUCGCAGCACUGCUAGAACAUCAAAAGUCAUUUGGAGGAAGAGGAGUAAUUUUUGAUGCUUCUGAUUCUGAUGAUUACACAUGUUCUACGUAUCUCAACGAUCUUGAUCGUCAUAAACAACUGGUAUUAUUAGAAUAAAGACUUGAUUCGAAUAGUUGUGUGGGUUUUGUUAUAGCAAGAAAAGAAAAGAAAAUCAAGUCAAAGGAAAACAAAGAAGUAAGGGAGGGAGAUUAAACUGUAAAUGCCAGGUUUUGCUUAAAAUGUAUUUUACGAGCAGUUCCAAAAGAGCAGUCGUUUGGGAUAUAUUUUUAACUAAAUUAUUAUAUAGUGUGUAUAAUAGUAAAUCGUAAAUGUUAAGCUUCACUUUCUCGGAA
This is a messenger RNA of Papaver somniferum (opium poppy), 2034 nucleotides long. Its product is annotated as receptor-like cytosolic serine/threonine-protein kinase RBK1. The transcript is spliced from 10 exons. Gene Ontology annotation, molecular function: ATP binding; protein kinase activity. NCBI's taxonomy places the organism in Eukaryota, Viridiplantae, Streptophyta, Magnoliopsida, Ranunculales, Papaveraceae. Gene Ontology annotation, biological process: protein phosphorylation. The record is from RefSeq and is a predicted model, not a curated record. The coding region runs from base 167 to 1798 and encodes 543 amino acids.